AUUCUACCAAAUGCGUGUUUACCAUUCGCAUCAAUAACAAGUAUUUGUGGAACGACUCACUGUAGAGUAACGAAAGAGAACGUUAAGAUGGUUUAAGGUAACUUCUGCUCAUUGUUCAACCGUUGUCAAUGCUUUGCUAAAUCUCCAUCUCCAUCAUACCCUGGAUCGGGAGAGCGUUAUCGAACGCGCGCCUUUAAAACCACUGCUUAUUAUUAACUAGAGCUUCAUUACAUCAUUCGCGAUCGUGUCGGCCUGGUGUGUUGUGCAUGGGAUGCCGUAUCGCUUCCUCAUAGCAGUGGUUUAAGCAGUGAAUAGGAAGUGGCAUAAUGAUGAAACUGACCUUCAACAUCGCUCUGACGCUGACCCUGAUGUUAUUGACCAGUCAUACUGAGUCAGCAAAAAUUGUAUGCGUCUUUCCGACCGCGAGCAAAUCUCAUGUUCUGGGAGCACAAGCGCUACUCAAAGAACUGGCUUUCCGUGGACAUGAGGUCACAAUGGUGAGCGCGUUUCCACUAAAGAGACCACCGAACAACUAUCGGGAUGUGUACGUGCCAAUCGAGGACGCAUUUUCUACCAUCAUGAACGACUUCAUGCAAGGUGGAAGUCGGAACAUGUUAAAGCUGUUUCCCAAGAUCGUGCGAGCGGCACAAGAUUCAUCCAAUGUCACCAUUAACGCACCGGAAUUUAUUCGCCUUGCCCACGAGGAGCAGUUUGAUUUAGCACUCGUAGGUUUCUUCAUGAAUAGUUUUAUAAUCGGUGUCGGCGAGUUGUUUCGCUGUCCGACGGUACUCUACUUCUCCGCCUCUGGAUCUGGUUUAACCAACGUUGUGGGCAACCCAGCCGAGGUUGCCGCAGUACCGCACAUGUUGUUGGGACCACGAAAUCCAAUGACAUUCUUUGAUCGCGUCACCAAUACUAUACUUCAUGGAAUGGAGAAGAUAAUGCUAAUGUACAUACGGCACAAGGAACUGACGUACUACGAAUCAAACUUCCCUGCCGAAGAAGGUUUUCGAAGCUACGAUGAAGCAAUGCGUAAUGUGUCGCUCGUAAUGCUCAACACUUACUUCUCGCAAUACGUACCAAGACCUUAUCUUCCCAAUAUGGUUGAGGUGGGAGGCAUUCAAAUAAACCUCAGACCUGAAGCAAUGCCCCAAGAUUUGCAACAAUUCCUAGACGACGCCGGCAGUGAUGGAGCUAUCUUUAUCAGCUUUGGUUCUAACCUACGUAGUUCGAACAUGCGACAGGACAAGCUGGAUGCUAUCUUAAUGAUGAUUCGCGGAUUAAAACAACGUGUUAUCUGGAAGUGGGAUCAGGAUGAAAUGCCAAAUCGACCACCAAAUGUGUUCAUUGGCAAGUGGUUGCCACAGGAUGCAAUUCUAGCGCAUCCAAACCUGAAACUGUUUAUCACGCAUGGAGGUUUAGGCAGCAUCACCGAAGCGAUGUAUUACGCUGUACCGAUCGUCGGUAUUCCAAUGUUUGGCGAUCAAGACGGUAAUGUAGCGCAGGUCGUUAAGGAAGGGUGGGGUCUUAUGGUUAGCUUUGAUGAUCUAACGGAGCCGUUGCUAAGCGGUGCUGUACACGAGGUGCUUCGUGACCACAGAUACCGUGAGCAGAUCCAGGAACGUUCCAUACUGUACAAAGAUCGUCCAAUGGGAGCGCUCGAAACUGGUGUUUUUUGGAUUGAGUACAUCAUUCGACAUCGUGGAGCGCCUCAUCUACACUAUCAAGGUGCGGAUCUCAACAUUUUCCAAAUAGCACUGCUGGAUGUGUACGCGUUUUUGCUUGUUGCGUUUUAUAUCAUCUAUAAAAUUGUGAUAAUCGUAGGAAAACAAACUCUGAAAGUUUUGUUUGAUGCAUCGGUUCAGAAAUCAACAGAAAAACAGAAAAUUACUUAAUAUUAGGUUGAUAACAGCAUACAACUCUCUUUAAACACAUCUCAAACGCUGAAGAACGUUAACCACUUUAAUUGAUUUAUUAUAAUUUAACGAUGUAUAGUAAUGAAAACAAUAAAUGACGAAACAUACGGAUGUUUUGUACGCAUUUACAA
Anopheles funestus (African malaria mosquito) is the source of this 2047-nucleotide messenger RNA. RefSeq names its product UDP-glucosyltransferase 2-like. The coding region runs from base 327 to 1895 and encodes 522 amino acids. The record is from RefSeq and is a predicted model, not a curated record. The transcript has 3 exons. NCBI's taxonomy places the organism in Eukaryota, Metazoa, Arthropoda, Insecta, Diptera, Culicidae. Gene Ontology annotation, molecular function: UDP-glycosyltransferase activity.